AGCCACAAACAUUCCCCAUGGGAAAGGGCUCCAAACCCACUCCAUGGUGCUUCGAGGAGGAAAGACCCCCCGUGUGCUGGGAAGGUGGCUGGAGCUUCAACCAGAGCUCUGAUCUGGUGGUCCAUGAGCAGCUUCACAGCAGAGAGAAGCCCUUCGUGUGCUAGGAAUGUGGGAAGAGCUUUAGCUGGAGGUCCCACCCGAUCCGCCACCAGAAGAUCUGCACCAGGGAACGGCCCUACACAUGUGGGGAAUGUGGAAAGAGCUUCAGCAAGAGCUCCAGCCUCACGUACCACCAGCGCUUCCACAGUGGGGAACGGCCCUACAAGUGCUUGGAAUGUGGGAAAAGCUUCAGCCAGAGCUCCCACCUCCUCACCCACUGCUGGCUGCACACAGGGGAACGGCCCUACAAGUGCCUGGAAUGGGGGAAGAGCUUCAACCGCAGCUUCAGCAUUGUCAUCCACCAGCGUGUCCACACCGGGGAACGGCCCCACAAAUGUCCUGAGUGUGAGAAGAGGUUCCAGACCAGCUCUGAUCUCCUUCUGCAUCAACGAAUGCACAUAGAGGAGAGGCCCUUCCACUGCACUGACUGUGGGAAGGGCUUUGUCUGCAGCUCUGACCUCAUUAAGCACUGGCGGCUACACACAGGGGAACGGCCCUACAAGUGCCUGGAAUGUGGGAAGAGCUUCAACCGCGCUUCAGCCAGCCUUGUCAUCCACCAGUGUGUCCACACCGGGGAAUGGCCCUACAAAUGUCCUGAGUGUGAGAAGAGGUUCCGGACCAGCUCUGAUCUCCUUCUGCAUCAACGAAUGCACACAGAGGAGAGGCCCUUCCGCUGCACCAACUGUGGGAAGGGCUUUGUCUGCAGCUCUGACCUCAUUAAGCACUGGCACAUCCACACCGGGGAUAGGCCGUACAGGUGCUUGAAGUGUGGGAAGAACUUAAACCAGAGCUCUGCCUUGACCUCACAGCAAAUGACCUCACACCAAAUGACCCACUGGUAA
Messenger RNA from Lepidothrix coronata (blue-crowned manakin), 1001 nucleotides. RefSeq names its product zinc finger protein 239-like. Gene Ontology annotation, molecular function: DNA-binding transcription factor activity; RNA polymerase II cis-regulatory region sequence-specific DNA binding. Gene Ontology annotation, biological process: regulation of transcription by RNA polymerase II. The record is from RefSeq and is a predicted model, not a curated record. Lineage: Eukaryota; Metazoa; Chordata; Aves; Passeriformes; Pipridae.